Molecule: messenger RNA, 687 nt
Organism: Coprinopsis cinerea okayama7#130
Lineage: Eukaryota; Fungi; Basidiomycota; Agaricomycetes; Agaricales; Psathyrellaceae
Product: zinc knuckle domain-containing protein
Exons: 8
Coding region: 1-687 (228 amino acids)
Biological process (GO): positive regulation of cytoplasmic translation
Cellular component (GO): cytoplasm
Molecular function (GO): single-stranded RNA binding; mRNA binding; zinc ion binding
Source: RefSeq, a predicted model, not a curated record
AUGAGCGGGCAGAGGCGGGCAGGGCAGGAUCCUCAAUGGAUGAAGGCGAAGUUGUCUUGUGCGGGGACCAAGCGGGGACGGCAUGAGCGGCAUCCUGCACAUGUAUACGUAAUGGGUUCAGCAUCGCACUCAAGAGUCAUCGCAGAGAGCAACAUCCAUCACUUCUUUCACGCGGAGAGGCAAUCAGAUUUGUUUCGAAGAGUAUGGCGUACCAAUUUUCAAGGAAGGGGUGCUUCAAAUGCGGAAACCUGGGUCAUAUUGCGGAGAAUUGUACCUCUGACCAGAGGUUGUGUUACAAUUGCCGUCAACCAGGUCACGAAUCUUCCGCCUGUCCUUCUCCCAGGACAGUCGCGGCCAAGCAGUGCUACUCUUGCGGAGGGGUUGGCCAUAUCCAAGAACUGCGGCCGAUUCGGCCAUUUCGCUCGUAACUGCAAUGCCAAUGUUGGUGGCUUCGCUCCUCGAGCUCCUGCUGCGGGUCGCGGCUUGAAUACUUCGACUUUGCCCCCGGUCAAAUGUUAUCGAUGCGGUGGACCCAACCAUAUGGCGAGGGAUUGCCUUGCCCCUGCUGGAACCAGCGUUGGGGACAACGUUCCCACUGGUCCCAGCAACAUUAACAAGAACAAGACUUGUUACAAGUGCCAACAAGAGGGCCAUAUUGCGAGGGAUUGCCCUGAAGCGUCCGAGUAG